CUCUCUUUCCGCCACGUGUCCCUCCCGAGCCACGUGAAUCCCACCUGGCGCUCAUACUGAGCUAGCAAAUGAUACGAUGGCGCCCCACUCACAAUCUAACCUCUAAUCUACUUCAUAUUUACACUUUGACCCCUCCUUCCUCGAUUAAUUAAUUUCAAUCUGCUCACCGGAAAUUUCUGUACCUUUCAGAGCACAUAUCAACAGAUCGACGGAGAUAUGGGCGGAGCUGAGGCCAACGAAGAAAAGGAGAAGCAGGUUGAGGUCUUGAUGUGUGGGUAUUUCCCCGGAGUCACGUCGCAGCGACCACCGCUGUCCUCGCCGGCGAUUGUGCGGCUGCCGGAGGCGGAGAUGGAUGGUGAUUCGUGGAAUGACGUAUGCGCUGGCGGCUGCGGCUUCGGGAUGGCUGUUUCCGCUUCCGGUAAGCUUAUUACAUGGGGUUCGGCCGACGAUCAGGGCCAGAGCUAUCUGACCUCCGGGAAGCAUGGGGAGAACCCAGAAAAGUUUCAUGUCCCAACAACAGAUCGGAUUGUAAAAGCUGCUGCUGGAUGGGCACAUUGUAUCUCUGUUACCGAUAAAGGGCAAGUGUAUAGUUGGGGAUGGAAGGAGUGUGUUCCCUCUGGUAAAGUCACUCGUAACUGGAGUAACAUAAAAAGUUGUGAAGAAGAUGAAAAUUGUGCAAAGCAAAGUUCAACAACAAACGAACAAGAUAGCCCACGAUCACAGAGUCCGAAAUCCACAGGACUAAUCUCAUUUCCAAAUGACAAAUUACCGGGCAUUGAAGCUAUGAAACGGAGAAAAGUUACUCCUCAGCAAGAAUUAGAUGCUUCAAUACCUGCCGACGAAAUUCUGUCUAUGCCUCCUUGUCUUGUGGAGCUCGAUUCUGGGGUAAAGAUCACCUCAGUUGCUGCCGGGGGCCGGCAUACUCUAGCAUUGUCAGAGCUGACGCUUUUACCGGAUUUAGAUGUGGGACAGGUUUGGGGUUGGGGCUAUGGAGGUGAAGGCCAGCUCGGAUUGGGUUCUAGAAUAAAAACGGUGGCAUCCCCUCAUCUCAUACCUUGUAUUGAAUCAUCCACGAAUGGACAAGAAAGCUCUGAUGUUAGUCAACAAAGUCUUGCUUCUGAAGGUAAGAAGUUUAUAGGUAACUACGUGAAGGGGAUUGCAUGUGGAGGCCGGCACAGUGUAGUGGUGACAGAUGCUGGUGUGCUUCUUGCCUUCGGCUGGGGACUGUAUGGACAGUGUGGACAAGGGAAUACUGAUGAUUUGCUGAAGCCAUAUUGUGUUCCCUCACUAAUGGGAACUCGAAUUGAGGCAGUUGCAGCUGGUCUUUGGCAUACAAUUUGCAUAUGUGCUGAUGGUCGUGUUCAUGUUUUUGGAGGAAAUCAGUUUGGGCAGUUGGGUUUGGGGACGAAUUCGGACCAGUGUGAGCUUGUCCCCAGGCUUGUUAAUGAACCGAUCCUUGAUGGAAAGAAAGCCAAGGUGGUGUCCUGUGGGGCCCGCCACAGCGCUAUACUGACAGGUAAACCUUCUGUUGUGGUUUUGGAGAUAUCUUUCUAACUUUAGGUUAAUGCUUUAGUGUCGAGAUAUAUAUAUACCGGGUGAUUAUCAUUGCCUUGGCUUGGUGCUUUUGAUGGUGCUAUCUGUAUAAAAAGUAAUAACAAUAAAAAAGAGGAACCAUUAGUUUUUAUACCGUUGAUUUUGGUUUCAAUGCUAAAAAAAUAUCAACCCCGAACAAAAUCUAUAAAAACAAAAUUAUUAUAGUUUCGUAAUAUCUAAACUCCACCACGAGUAUUGAAACCAAGUCAGGGCUGCUUGCUAUUGUGUUUUGUUGAUUAAAAUUACAUUUGAAAACCGAGUCUGAUUUUGCAGCUGGAUUUUAUAUUUAUUUAUUUUGACAUAUAAAGCAGAUGAUGGUGAAAUAUUCAGCUGGGGAUGGAACAAAUACGGUCAGCUCGGUUUAGGUGAUACAGCCGAUGUCAACGUGCCUGGAAAGGUUCUACUGAAAGAUUACACUCCCAAGAACAUAGCCUGUGGCUGGUGGCACACACUUUUGCUGUGUGAGAGAGUUCCAUCUAC
Molecule: messenger RNA, 2073 nt
Organism: Striga asiatica
Lineage: Eukaryota; Viridiplantae; Streptophyta; Magnoliopsida; Lamiales; Orobanchaceae
Source: the annotation of a GenBank genome assembly